This is a messenger RNA of Orbilia oligospora ATCC 24927, 1617 nucleotides long. RefSeq lists its product as uncharacterized. Gene Ontology annotation, biological process: steroid metabolic process. Gene Ontology annotation, cellular component: membrane; cytoplasm. Lineage: Eukaryota; Fungi; Ascomycota; Orbiliomycetes; Orbiliales; Orbiliaceae. Bases 1 to 1617 code for a protein of 538 amino acids. The record is from RefSeq and is a predicted model, not a curated record. The transcript has a single exon. Gene Ontology annotation, molecular function: Delta24(24-1) sterol reductase activity; FAD binding.
AUGAGUUCCAUGUCAGCCCUGAGACAGCAUGUUUCUGGGUCGGCCCGCAAAUUCAUCAGCCGAAGCACCCUCAAUGCCGGUGUCUGCAGGAACUGCCGAAGGCCUUUCAACAGCCUUGCAUUGGCCCCUCAGCCAGCUCAAGACCGCCACAACAAGGCUGUACAAACAAUAUCUAGCGUAAUACGCAAUUUUUACAAUCAAAAACAAACAUUCCGGAUCUCUCAUGGCUCGACAAACAGCACAAGACAGACGACGAAGAAAAAUGUCGUCAGCACUAUGGAGUUAUCGAAUGUAUUACAUGUCGACAAAGAUUCUCAAACGGCACUUGUGGAACCGAAUGUCCCCAUGGAUCGGCUCGUUGAGGCUACGCUAAAACACGGAUUGAUACCACCUGUAGUCAUGGAAUUCCCUGGGAUCACUGUUGGUGGUGGUUACAAUGGGACGUCUGGUGAAUCCAGCUCUUUCAAACAUGGAUUCUUCAACCACACCAUAAACUCCCUUGAGAUGGUCUUAGCAGACGGUGAAAUCAUCACCGCCUCGCCUACAGAAAACUCAGAUCUUUUCUGGGGCGGCGCCGGAGCACUAGGCACAUUAGGAGUAACAACGCUGGUGAAUCUCCAACUUAUCCCUGCAUCAAAAUAUGUUGAGGCGACAUACCACCCGGUAACAAGUGUACGGCAAGCAACGGAGACCAUUCAAUCGUUUACUAAUAAUAGCUCUUCUGACUAUGUCGAUGGGAUCCUAUACUCUCAAACAAAUGGCGCUAUAGUUGCUGGAAAGAUGACCGACUCUGUUUCCAACAACUCAAUCCAACGCUUCAGUGACGCCAAAGAUCCGUGGUUUUAUCUCCACGUCAAAGAAAUGUUGGAAAAGGCCCAAGGAGCGCCUGUAACCGAAAUCAUUCCUAUCGCAGAAUAUCUUUUUAGGUACGACCGCGGUGGAUUUUGGGUUGGAAACGCGGCGUUUGAAUACUUCAAGUUCCCAUUCAACGUCUUUACACGAUGGUGGCUUGACGACUUUCUACACACCAGAAUGAUGUAUACAGCUUUACAUGCGAGCGGACAAUCUAAGCGAUACGUAGUACAAGAUCUUGCGGUUCCUUAUGACAACGUCGAAGAGUUUGUGAAAUACACCGAUAAAAACCUUGGGAUCUGGCCUUUGUGGUUGUGUCCACUUAAGCAGAGUCCGGCACCGACCAUUCAUCCACAUUCGAUCACAAAGGGCACUGGCGAGCAGAAGGAGAUGUUGAAUGUUGGAGUGUGGGGUAACUGCCCUUCACAUUUGGAUUUCAUAAAAGCGAAUAGAGAUCUUGAAGCCAAACUGAAGGAGCUUGGGGCGAUGAAGUGGCUAUAUGCGCAGACAUACUAUAAUGAAGCAGAGUUUUGGGAGAUGUUUGAUAAGAAGUGGUAUGAUUCACUUCGAGAGAAGUACCGUGCGACGGCCCUACCUACCAUCUACGAUAAGGUUAAAAUCGGAAUCGAGGAUACCGCCAAAGAGAAGGGGCUUGAGGAUAAGCUCAAGGAAACCUGGCCUCUCAGCGGCUUUUAUGGAAUAAAAAAGGCUAUUGAAAGUGGUCAUUACCUUGAGGCUCGGAAGUCGCAAUGGAAGGAUUUGUAA